AUGGCAUUGGCAACCCCACGGCGGAACAACUCGUCGGAGACAUGCAUUACGAGGAAGUGUCUUGUCAUUCGUCCAGGCCAGCCGCCCGCUGAUAUUAGCAACGCAAUUAGCCCGAGCUGCGUCGCUGCCAACGACGAAACCACUACUGCAGCGACUCAGCUUAACCAUUUUGACACUUCCGGAGAAGACUUGCUGGGCGCCCGACAGUCAACAGCUUAUCUCGCCGCUUUACUUGCGCACCUAGUCAGUGGUAUCUACUUAGCAAGUUGGAAUUACGGCAUCCAGGAUUCAAUUCGCUCACGCCCCCGACUCCCCAACCCGUUUGUUGUCGGUGUUUUUCCUCGGCAUAUCGGCCAGCCAGUCGUUCAGGAUAAUACAUAG
Messenger RNA from Aspergillus sclerotioniger CBS 115572, 381 nucleotides. RefSeq lists its product as uncharacterized. Lineage: Eukaryota; Fungi; Ascomycota; Eurotiomycetes; Eurotiales; Aspergillaceae. Bases 1 to 381 code for a protein of 126 amino acids. The record is from RefSeq and is a predicted model, not a curated record. The transcript is spliced from 4 exons.